Molecule: messenger RNA, 603 nt
Organism: Suhomyces tanzawaensis NRRL Y-17324
Lineage: Eukaryota; Fungi; Ascomycota; Pichiomycetes; Serinales; Debaryomycetaceae
Gene: EMP24
Product: Emp24p
Exons: 1
Coding region: 1-603 (200 amino acids)
Biological process (GO): intracellular protein transport; Golgi organization; protein retention in ER lumen
Cellular component (GO): endoplasmic reticulum-Golgi intermediate compartment; Golgi apparatus; endoplasmic reticulum
Source: RefSeq, a predicted model, not a curated record
AUGAGAUCAAGUGUCUUUAUUUUCAUUGCCGCUCUCUUGCAAGUGGUGGUCGCACACAACGUGUUGAUUCCUCCAUACUCCAAGCAAUGUUUCUACGAGACAUUGAAGAAGAACGAUGAAUUGGCGAUCAGUUUCCAAGCUGGAUCGAGAAACCCCACCAAUUCCGAACAAUACACGGUCGAUUUCUUCAUCCAAACCCCCAACGGCCAGGUUGUGUUGAGAAAAGACAACAUGGACCACGGAGACGAAAGAAUCCACGCUACCAGCGACGGCAGAUACCACUACUGUUUCUCCAACGAAAAGACCGGUAGAGUCGACUUGGAUGUGUCCUUCAAUGUCCACGGAGUGAUCUACGUGGACGUCAACGACCCCAAGACCGACACCUUGGACUACGCCAUCCAGAAGUUGAGCGAGGCCACUAACAACGUCAAGGACGAGCAAGGGUACUUGGUGAUCCGGGAACGGACCCACAGAAACACUGCCGAGUCCACCAACUCCAGAGUCAAGUGGUGGUCGGUGCUCCAGAUCCUUGUUGUUGCCUCCAACUCCAUUUUCCAAAUCUACUACUUGAAGAGAUUCUUCGAGGUCAAGUCUGUGGUAUAA